Molecule: messenger RNA, 1434 nt
Organism: Leishmania mexicana MHOM/GT/2001/U1103
Lineage: Eukaryota; Euglenozoa; Kinetoplastea; Trypanosomatida; Trypanosomatidae
Product: dihydrolipoamide branched chain transacylase,putative
Exons: 1
Coding region: 1-1434 (477 amino acids)
Cellular component (GO): mitochondrion; cytoplasm
Molecular function (GO): lipoic acid binding; acetyltransferase activity
Source: RefSeq, a predicted model, not a curated record
AUGCGUACUGCGAGUCGCAUGGCGCACCGCUGCAUCGGUGUGGCUGCCGGUGCUGCCACUGUCGUCCGCGCGCAUGGCUUGCACUACACAGCGUCGCAGCGGCACUUCUUUGCGACCACGUGCGCACUACUCGGCCGCUGUAUCCCAUACAAGCUGGCGGAUAUCGGCGAGGGGAUAACCGAGGUGCUGGUGCUGGGCGUUCGCGUGAAGGCCGGCGACACCAUCAACGAGUUCGACCCCAUCUGCGAGGUGCAAAGCGACAAGGCCACCGUCGACAUCACAUCCCGCUACACAGGCGUGGUGAAGGCGGUGUACCUGCAGCCCGGUGCGACCGCGAAGGUGGGCUCCGUCAUGCUCGACAUCAUCCCAGAAGGCGCCGAUGAUGCGCCAGAGGCCGCCUCGCCGUCCCACAACGCGCCGUCGCCUUCGUCAGCGGCGCCUGCUGCUCAGGAGACAGCCUACUCCACGUCAAAGCCAUCAUCCAUCCCCUCGGCAGGUAAGGUGCUUGCGACACCGGCAACGCGGUACCUGGCGCGGGAGCACAACCUGGACCUCGCACAUGUGCCGGCCACCGGCAAGGGCGGACGAGUAACGAAGGGAGACGUGCUUCAGUUCAUGGAUGCGGGCAUGUCUGCAGGGGAGGCGUCACCGCCUCCAUCUGCGGCGUCGGCUGCCGCCACUGCGCCACCUGGAACCGUCGUGUCUGGAGUUCAGACGGAGGCGGGUGACACCGUCAUGCCCAUCACCGGCGUGCGCCGCGGCAUGGUCAAGACGAUGAACCAGGCUGCGUCGAUCCCCACCUUCACCUUCAGCGAGGAGUGCGAGCUCACCCGGCUCAUGGCUGUGCGCGAGUCGCUGAAGGAUGUGGUGAAGGAGCGCAGCAACGGCAAGGCAAAGCUGUCCUUCAUGCCUUUCUUUCUCAAGGCGGCGUCCAUCGCGCUGCAGCACCACCCAGACGUCAACGCUCACUGCCCGGCAGACUGCUCGGCGUUGGUGCGCAAGGCGGCACACAACAUCGGCUUCGCCAUGGACACGCCAAACGGACUCAUCGUGCCGGUUGUAAAACAUGUGGAGCGCAAGUCCAUCCUCGACAUCGCCAACGACAUGCAGGCCCUCAUUGAGCGUGGCAAGCACAACAAGCUGACGACACAGGACAUGACAGGCGGUACCUUCACGCUGAGCAACAUUGGCGUGAUUGGGGCAACGGUGACAACGCCGGUGCUGCUCCCGCCUCAGGUUGCCAUUGGGGCCAUUGGCCGCCUACAGAAACUGCCGCGCUUCGAGGCGAACGGCCGCCUGUACGCGGCGAAUCUCAUCUGCGUCUCCUUCACAGCCGACCAUCGCGUGAUCGAUGGCGCGAGCAUGGUUCGAUUUGCGAACGCGUACAAGCAGCUGCUAGAGCAUCCCGAGAAGAUGCUGGUGGGUCUGCGGUAA